UUAAUUAGCAUACACCCAAACAGUUUUCAGUGUAGUCGUUGGUUCUAAGAAACGAUGGAGAUGAAGCUUUCCAACUGUUUACCGAGCCAAAAAUGGUGCGGAGGAGGAGCACCUUUUGUUAGACAAGUAAAUGUUCGAUUCUAUCCACUGUCUUCUCAACGUUUGCUUCCACUUCUAGCUUCCGGCAAAAUGCGCCACCGCAACUUCAGUUUGCAGAACAAGAGACAACAAACCAAGAAAACAAAUAUUGAACGCCCGACAAAUGUUGAUCUUCAGUCAAGUGAUGCUGUAGAUUCCAAUACGAAAAAUAUGUCCAAACAAAACCUAUCAAGUUCAAAUCAGGAAAGCUCAAUCAAAGAAAACGUUGACACUUUGACAGAAGCCGGAAGCUCCGAGGAGAUUAGUUAUUUGUCUGUCGACUCAAAUGAGGAGGAACAACCUUCAAGUGUUCAUCUUCAGGAUUUGAUUGGCAUGAUAAGAAAUGCGGAAAAGAAUAUUCAUCUACUCAAUGAAGCUCGAAUUCGUGCAUUAGAAGAUCUUCAAAAAAUUCUUGGAGAGAAAGAGGAUUUGCUUGGAGAGAUCAACAUUUUAGAAAUGAAGCUGGCAGAAACUGAUGCACGGCUCAGAGUUGCUGCCCAAGAAAAAAUACAUGUGGAACUUCUAGAAGACCAGUUGGAAAAGUUGAAAAACGAAUUGUCUAGCAGUAGAAGCAGAGAAGAAAAUGUGCUUCAUGUGAAUAAUUCAGUUCCUCUUUCAGAUAACGAUUCUGUUAAUUCACUGAGCGAGGAACUUGAUUCCUUAAGGAAAGAAAAUAUAUUAUUGAAGCAGGAUCUUCAAGCGUUGAAGUCAGAGCUUACUAAUAUCAAGGAAACAGAUGAACGCAUUUUAAUGCUAGAGAAAGAACGAUCAGUUCUUGAAUCUUCUUUAAGUGAGUUGGGAUCUAAACUAGCUACAUCUCAGGAAGAUGUUUCAGAGCUCUCUGCCUUGAAAUAUGAGUGCAAAAAUUUAUAUGAAAAGGUGGAACACUUACAAACAUUGCUAGCUAAGGCAACUAAACAAGCAGAUCAAGCAAUAUCAGUGCUACAACAAAACCAAGAGCUGCGAGAAAAGGUUGAUAGGCUUGAAGAAUCACUUGAAGAGGCUAGUACCUAUAAGCUUUCAUCUGAACUAAUGCAGCAAAAGAUGAAACUUCUUGAUGAACGUCUUCAGAGGUCUGAUGAAGAGAUACAAUCUUAUGUCCAGCUCUAUCAGGAUUCUGUCAAGGAGUUUCAAGAUACACUCGAUAAUUUGAAAGAGGAAACUAAAAAUAAAGCUCUAGAUGAACCUGUAAAUGAUAUGCCUUGGGAAUUUUGGAGUCAGUUGUUGUUGAUGAUUGACGGUUGGUCUAUGGAAAAGAAAAUCACAAAGGAUGACGCAAAGUUGUUAAGAGAACUGGUCUGGAAGAAAGAUGGACGUAUCUGUGAUGCAUAUAUGUCAUGCAAGGAAAAGAAUGAACGUGAAAUUAUAGCGAGAUUUCUUAAAUUUACGUCAUCGUCAACACGUCCGGGACUGCAUAUCAUCCAUAUUGCAGCAGAGAUGGCGCCAGUUGCAAAGGUAGGUGGUCUAGGGGAUGUGGUGACAGGUCUUGGCAAGGCUCUGCAGAAGAAAGGACACCUUGUGGAAAUUGUUCUUCCUAAAUAUGAUUGUAUGCAGUAUGAGUCAAUUAAAGACAUGAAGGCCUUAGAUGUGGUUGUUGAGUCUUACUUUGAUGGUCGGUUAUACAAAAAUAAGAUCUGGACGGGCACUGUUGAAGGCCUUCCUGUCUAUUUCAUUGAGCCUCAGCAUCCUGGUAAAUUCUUCGGGAGAGGACAACUUUAUGGGGAGCACGAUGAUUUCAAACGAUUUUCAUUCUUUAGCAGGGUAGCACUUGAGUUACUACUUCAUGCUGAAAAGAAACCAGAUAUAAUUCAUUGCCAUGAUUGGCAAACAGCUUUUAUUGCACCACUUUAUUGGGAUCUAUAUGUGCCAAAAGGAUUGGACACAGCGAGGAUUUGCUUUACAUGCCAUAAUUUUGAGUAUCAAGGGACUGCACCAGCAUCAGAAUUAACAUCUUGUGGUCUUGAUGCUUAUCACUUGAACAGACCAGACAGGAUGCAGGACAAUUCAGCAAAUGAUAGAAUAAAUUCCGUGAAGGGUGCAAUUGUGUUUUCUAACAUUGUUACCACAGUUUCACCAACUUAUGCUCAAGAGGUCCGGACUGCUCAGGGAGGAAAAGGACUUCAUGCAACAAUUAACUCCCACUCUAAGAAAUUUGUUGGAAUUCUGAAUGGAAUUGAUACUGAUGCUUGGAAUCCUGCUUCUGAUAAUUUUCUUAAGGUCCAGUAUAGUGCCAGUGACAUAGAGGGGAAAUUAGAAAAUAAAGAAGCUUUAAGAAGACUUCUAGGGCUCUCUUCUUCUGAAAUUAGACGACCAUUGGUUGGUUGCGUAACAAGACUGGUUCCUCAAAAGGGUGUGCAUCUUAUUAGACAUGCCAUAUAUAGGACUUUGGAGUUGGGAGGUCAAUUUGUUCUUCUUGGUUCUAGUCCUGUGCCACAUAUUCAGAGGGAGUUUGAGGAUAUCAGAAACCAUUUCCGAACUCACGAACAUGCUCGGUUGGUAUUAAAGUAUGAUGAGGCUCUUUCCCAUUUGAUUUAUGCAGCAUCUGACAUGCUUAUCAUCCCAUCCAUCUUUGAGCCUUGCGGCCUUACUCAGAUGAUAGCGAUGAGAUAUGGGUCUAUACCAAUAGCUAGGAGAACAGGGGGCUUGAAUGAUAGUGUUUUCGAUGUUGACGAUGACACAAUCCCGGAUCAGUUUAGAAAUGGAUUUACGUUUGUGACUGCUGAUGAACAGGGAUUCAACAAUGCCUUGGAACGUGCAUUUAACUACUACAUGAACAAUGCUGAGACUUGGAAAGAGCUGGUUCAGAAGGACAUGAACAUAGAUUUUAGUUGGGAUUCGUCAGCAUCACAAUAUGAAGAACUUUACGAUAAGGCUGUUUUGAGGGCAAGAACUGCAAGUCGUAGUUGAUCUCUUUCUAACCAUGAUUUGUUAAUUCAUUGAUCUAAGCUGCUUGUCAGUGCCAUCAUUCCGUGGUGAUAGCAUCCAUUAGGGGAUAACUGGGCGAGCAACCCUUGACAGAACAUUGUGAUUCAUAACAGUAAAAUGCAUGUAUGAUGUCGGACGUCAAAGGUGAAAGUCAGAAUUGACAUACCAUCUGCGAAGCUUUUCCGGCAAGAAAAUGAACAACAGAGUUUUACAAAUUUGUAUAAAUCUCUAUGUUGUUAGUAAAUAUACAUUCUUUUCGACCAAAUAUGUAGUUAGUAUAUACUUCGCAUAGUGCUUACAACUUAAAGCAGAAACACAGACAGUGUAGUCAACUUGUUUAGUACGUGAGAUCUUGUAUAGAUUUUAAAGAGAAUCCAUUAAAUUCCAUAAGCUGCUCUGGUCUGUAAAAUCAAGUUUAAGCUUUUAACAGCUUUACAGUGUUUUUAGUUACUCGAAUGUCCAGUGGUCAUUAGGCCUU
This is a messenger RNA of Nicotiana attenuata, 3541 nucleotides long. Its product is annotated as probable starch synthase 4, chloroplastic/amyloplastic. Gene Ontology annotation, molecular function: alpha-1,4-glucan glucosyltransferase (UDP-glucose donor) activity. The transcript has 17 exons. The record is from RefSeq and is a predicted model, not a curated record. Bases 55 to 3045 code for a protein of 996 amino acids. Lineage: Eukaryota; Viridiplantae; Streptophyta; Magnoliopsida; Solanales; Solanaceae.